AUGGCGUUACGUUUAAAAAAGGACAUAAAGAAGGCUUCCUACUACGUGUGGUUCCUUGGAGCCCAGGAGUCACGUGGAUUGAGGGGUCAAGAGUUCGCAGUACCAGCGAUACAGCUACUGGAAGAAAGAGCUAGGGACUUGGAGCCAUUCAAAGUAACAUUACAGGUAUCCCACAAAGGGCUUAAAAUCAUUCAGAAUGUGACAGCGAAGGGCAAGCAGCAGACUAUCAAGCAUUUCAUACCACACGGAAGCAUCACGAGUGCUGUGGUUCAAGGAGACGUAGUGGCCUGCGUCCUACUGCUGUAUAACCCCAUCACUGGCUGCCCAGUCCACGUCCAUGCUUACAGAUGUGAUUCGGAUCACACUGCGGAGAUGCUGUACACCCACCUUCUGGCGUUGAUCGAACGUCCUGAAAACCAGAAGAAGUUCGCUGAUAUAGAGAGGAAACUUCAAAUGCGAGGAGCAUUACCAACCAAGAAACCUCCAGACUCGUCCCUUGGCAGUGAAGUGUCUAGAGAAUCUGAUUCUGGCAGUACAGAAGAUAGAAAUGUGGCCAAUCUAUAUGACAGCCUCGCUGCUGAGCUCAAACAGAAGUUGUCUACAGGUAAAAAGGGAAUAGGUAAAAGUCCAAUCCUUCUUCCACCUCGUGAUUAUGACACGGUACAUCGCCAGAAAGGCAACCUGAGUAAUAUUGAUACGCGUCGCUGUCUCAAUCAAAACAUCGUAGGGAUCAACGCGCGUAGGAAGCUGGCUUCAUCAGGUGGCAGUUCCGGGAUCGGCAGCGACAUGGCCCCAUCCCCCGAGAGGAACGAAUACCCACGACAUGACAAUCACAGCACAAGCGAAGAGGAUUGGGCUGAGAGUACUGCUUAUAUGAUGCAUGAAGCUUUUGAUGCUUCUCCUCGGCGCGCUUCACCGACUCGUCGGAUUUCACCUUCUCGUAGAGCAUCACCAAUUCGUCGCCCAUCUCCAACUCGUCACCUAUCACCAACUCGACGCCAAUCACCAACUCGCCGUCAAUCACCAACCCGUCCAACAUCUACACCUCAUCGUGCACUCUCACCUCGCUACGACAGAACUUACAAUGAUGACUUCAAUGAUCACUUCCGCGACCAACUGGCUCCCUUCCGCGAUCAAACUUUUGAACGUCGUUUCCGUCAUGAAUCCCUGGAACGCGUUAACAAAGACAAAACAGAUAAAUUUGAAGAGGAACCUACAAACUAUCGACGUAGGUUUAUUCCAGAGACUAAACCUUCCAACCGUAGCAUAGAUAGAGUAGAGGAUAGACGAUUUGGUAAACUGCAGCGGGGUGCAAGCGAAGGUAGUCUAAAAGUAAAUGAUGUCACACCUAAAGAAAGAUUCAAUGUGGCUAAAGAAAAGUUUAUGAAUCUAGAAAGGGAAAGAUUUAACAGGGAACUGGAAGCACACAUGGCAAUGAGACGUAGCAUGCUAGAAAGAAACGGUCGCUCAACUUCUUCUCCAGAGGAAGAAAUUAGGGAUGAGCGUCCAGAGCGUCACAGGGAAUCUGGUGCUCGCAGAGAAAACGAUCGCUCUCAUAGAGACUUGGACCGUUCACAUAGAGAACCAGAACGACGCAAAGAAGAGAGAGUGCGCGACUUGGGAACAACCGAUAUAGGGCAUAGAGAAAUAGAAAGACUACCUCGUGUUGGACGGAAACGGGAUGAGGUCAAGAGGUACGAGUAUGGGACAGAGGAUUACUUGAACAGAAACGAGACAAAAGCACAUAGGGAUGAAUACGAUCGGUAUAGAGAGAGGAGAGAAUUAGAUCGCCGUAUUGACGAAGACGAGGUCAUUGAGCCAGUUAUUGAGGAGAGAAAGAGAGAUUGGACUGACAGACAGAGAGCGUUCAGUCGUUCCCGUUUGUUGGACGAACAGCGGCAGUCCUACGUCGAAGGGGACAGGGAUAGGUUCUUUGAUAGAGAUUACAGAGAUUUCCGUGAUUUAGCUGAAAGACAACCAGCGAAGUUCAGACACAGCUACGCUGAACCAAUACCUCGAGGCAGGCUCGGUACUGUCAGACCUUAUUAA
This is a messenger RNA of Danaus chrysippus (African queen), 2049 nucleotides long. Lineage: Eukaryota; Metazoa; Arthropoda; Insecta; Lepidoptera; Nymphalidae. The record is from the annotation of a GenBank genome assembly.